Molecule: messenger RNA, 243 nt
Organism: Helianthus annuus (common sunflower)
Lineage: Eukaryota; Viridiplantae; Streptophyta; Magnoliopsida; Asterales; Asteraceae
Product: salt stress-induced hydrophobic peptide ESI3
Exons: 2
Coding region: 49-213 (54 amino acids)
Cellular component (GO): membrane
Source: RefSeq, a predicted model, not a curated record
AAUUAAUUAGAUCCAACUAAGAAGAAACAUCAUCAAAACCGAAAGAAAAUGGGUGCUGAAACAUUUGUGGAGAUUAUACUUGCAAUCCUUUUGCCUCCUGUUGGCGUUUUUCUUCGAUACGGUUGUGGCGUGGAAUUCUGGAUUUGCUUAUUGCUGACGAUACUGGGGUAUCUUCCGGGAAUCAUAUACGCACUUUAUGUUUUGGUUGUCUAGAAUUAAUUUAAUUUAAUUUAAUUAGUUGUU